GCGGCGGCGUUCAGUCAUCUGGCUUGUUCGGCGAAGUACAGACGCGCGCAACGAUUGUCGCGCUCUGCAGUUGCGAACUUUGUCUAGUGAAGUUUCAAAUAAAAACAUGACAAAUUGUGAAGUUCACGGUUUCAGUUUACAAUAUGUGUAUUGAACUUGUGGAAAUUAUCAACUUUUAUUUUUAAUACUGUGACUAAUGAAUGGAGUGAAUAAAGCAUUUUGAUGCUCUCGACAACACCAGAGCCGAUACAAAAGACUCAUCAUGAGUCCCAUCAGUGAGGUGGCCAAUUUGACCGGCAACACCUCAGAGCCAGUUGACCCCACGGUCAUCUUCGGCCCACAAAGAGACUCCCUCUUCAUCGUACUACCUGUCACUAUCGUAUAUGCACUUAUAUUCAUAACCGGGCUACUAGGCAACAUAUUUACAUGCCUAGUUAUAGUCCGGAACAAAAGUAUGCACACGGCAACAAAUUAUUAUUUAUUUAGUUUAGCUAUAUCAGAUCUCCUCUUACUUAUAAGUGGAAUGCCUCAGGAGAUGUAUUCUAUAUGGUCGAAAUGGCCGUAUGUGUUUGGACACAGUUUUUGUGUGAUUAGAGGUUUAGCAGCUGAGGCGUCUACGAAUGCCAGUGUUUUGACGAUAACUUUAUUUACUGUAGAGAGAUAUUUAGCAAUAUGCCACCCGUUUGUUUCACAUAAGAUGUCGAAGCUUUCACGAGCAACGAAGCAUGUGAUGUUUCUGUGGGUGGCGGCGGUGGGGCUGGCGCUGCCUCAAGCUCUGCAGUUCGGGCUCCUGGAGCACAGCGGAGUGACCAUGUGCCUGCAGACGAGGGUCAUCAUAGAACACUCGUUUGAAAUCUCAACAUUUUUCUUCUUCUUCGCGCCGAUGAUCCUCAUCACAGUGCUAUACUCACUGAUAGGGCUGAAACUGAGGGAAACGAAUAUAAGCAAAGAACAAAGUCAGAAAGAUUUCGACACCAGUAUGAGAUAUACGCAUAAAAUCAGACGGAAACACAGCCAGUCCACGAGGAGAGUCGUCAAAAUGUUAGUGGCAGUCGUCGUGGCGUUUUUCAUUUGUUGGGCGCCAUUCCACGCGCAGCGUCUGGUCGCCAUAUACGGAACCACUGAGAACCAUUACGCGCGCUCUCCGAUUCUCCUCUCCGUGUACUCUCUGAUCACGUACAUUUCUGGAGUGUUCUACUACAUGUCCACGUGCAUCAACCCAAUAUUCUACCACAUCAUGUCCAAUAAGUUUAGGGACGCUUUCAAGAACUCCAUGAUGUUAUGGUGCUGCCGCUCCAACGAGAAGGCAACGGCUAAGCGUUGCUCGUACACGGCUAUGGCCUUCCAACGGAACCCCACUUCCAGCGGUACUGUUAACUCAGGUAAUUCAUUGAAAAACUCGUUGCGACAUGAGACGAGUAUUCGCUACAAGUCGCGGCCCCACGACGUGCGGGACCGGUGCGUGCCCACAGUGCACGUGUGCCACAACGGCAGGACCAUCGUCACGCCGCCCCUCCACGACUACAGGACCUGCAGCAAGCACUCCUUCCAACACGCCAUGAAGGAGGAAAUCAUCAAUAACAGACACUCGUACUUAGACACAGCAAUGCGCCUCGCGAACGAAAAGCGAAGACCUUGCUCACCAGUGUGCUGCACCUACCCCUCGUCCCCAACCGAGACUAUCACAGUCACACCCGACGCAUUAGUCAAUAACAUCGCAGAAGAAAAGAGAGAUUACUCCGCAGACGAACCAGAGAAGUACCUCAAAGAGAUCAAGCUAAGAAUAAUACAACGUGAGAAAGAGUAUGGAUAAAAUUAUAUGUAAAUGUGGACUUUGAAAUAAGCCAACCAAAUGAGAACAAUUUGUCAAUUUCUCUACGUCGAAUUAUGUAUAUAGUAAUUUUAGUGGCGUAUAGAUAUACAAAAACCACAAGUGCGUAAUAAUUUUAAGCUGGGUUCAGGAUACAGUUAAUGUACAUAUAAUAUUAUAAGUAUCUCGUAUGAAUUUUUAAACAUUGUGUUGUUUAUUAAACUAAACUUGAACCGUUUAACAAAACGUUCGUUUAGGUAUUGAAUUAAAUAAUUCUACCAACUUUUCUAGUGUAUGCUGCGGCAGCAAUAAGCAUUUAAAAUUGCAAUGUAGGGGCAUUAUAUUACUUGAUUAUUAAUAAAAAGUCAUGUUUUUAUUCUAACAAAACAACCCAUGACCAGAUAAUGAAUAUUGGACUAAUUUUGAUGGCAGUUCUGCGGGCAAAUCUUUUCAUCAUGAAAUUGACAGUUUGAAAAAGGUGAAAAAAUAAAUAUGAUAUGGUUAUAGGUACACUUUACGAAACAGAUAUAUAAAAAAUCUUACGAAUUUAUUACUCAUAGUGAUUGUUAACAAUUUAGAAAGAUAAAUAUUUGCGGUUCCUACGCGUAAUUAUUUAUAACGAGCUUAACUACACCUUCGACAUAUUAUAUGGACGUGAAAAUCAAUAAGAUCAACAAUAUCCUUGCCGUGUAUUAUACUCAUAAUAAUCUUGACAUAACUUAAUAAAUCACUUGACGUUUCUGAGGCGACAAAUUACGAACUUUUGCUGUCUACCUAGCCGACAAUGUAAACUUUCGCUGAAUUCGAAACUUUUGCUUAAUUAGAGUAAUUUCAAACAAAACAAAUUUAUGUUAUGAAAUAUCUAUAAAUACCCCAAAUUGUAGGUUAAUUAACCACUUUCGCAUAAUACAACUAUCAAGUCACAGCUUAAUAUACCUAAUUAAAUGUUACAGCGUAAUAUCCAUUAAUGGUUUUUCCAAAACAUAAUAAAAUUCCCGUCAAAUAAAUACAAUAAGGUAUCACAAGGUAGGACUAAUGAAAGACAUCUAGAUUUAUGUCUAGAAAUACCACAUGCUGUAGGUAAAUCAACCUGUAGGGAAAUACAACUCAAUGGAUUUCCCGAGACACACUAUUUCCAGUACAAUAAUAAACUCUUCAAAAUUGAGAUACACUACCUUAUGCAAGUAACUAGCACGACUAUGCAAAAUGGGUCUAUUUUUAAGCAUUAUUACCUCUUUGCAACUUCACCAAACUUUUAAAGUAGGUAUCAGUAUUAAUCCAGCUUUUGAUCAGUAGAUAAUGAACGAACCAAUUAGACUGAGACACAUGUCAGAAGCGGAGUUUGUACGAAUAAGUAUAAAGUUGCCAUAUUCGAGAGCCAGAGACUGCAUCUACGCCAAGCUAUAAAGCAUGAUAGGUUAUACCCACGGAGUAAGGAAAGAUGAGCGGAGAUACCAUAAUGUAUAUAAGUCAGGCGCCUUCUUUUAGGUCAAAUACAAGGUGGGCGUGACCAAAACGACUGAUCAUUUGACAAGAGUGAGCUUACGAGAUGUACGGGUUCUGACACAUCUGUCAACGAAUUUUUGUAUUACAAUAAAUUAUCAGGUCCAAAAAAUACUCAUGAUGUAACUACAGACAGUAACGUUCCUCGUCCUCCGCAUUUUGGCGCGCUACUUUCUCAAGAGAUUUUUCGUUAUGGCACGUCCGCUAGUCAUUUCGUUCUUCGUGGUUAUGAUACCUCUCUUGGGCUUUGAAGGUUUUGUCAGAAAGACACAAUAUGUUCCAGGCUCCGCUUUCACGUCGCCGUCAGCUUUCAGCCCAGUUCAGAGUAUGAAACAUGAAUUAUGUCGUUGACUACGAAACGCUACUGACGACAUUUCAGAAGAACUGAAUCUGUGGAUUUAUUAAUUCUUAAUUUGAAAUAGAAUAAUUGCAUUAAUACUUUUAAAAUCUUUAAAGUCUCUAUCCAAUUACAAAAAAAAGAAUUUAAUAAAUCAAACUACAAUAAAAAUAAAUAUAAUAGAGGUUUACUGUAAGUUACACAAUCUUUUUCCGAAUUUCCACUACAUAUAUACUUACCUAUCAUUCUCAUCUUUCGUAUUAUUAUGUUCAAGUUUACGAGGUAAAACGAGAAAGAUAAAGAAAAAUUAAAAGUGUUUAUUAUGACAAAUAAGUUUGUGCAGGAUUAGAUAUUAUGAUGGAUUUAAAUAUUCAUAAAGGUUUUGGCAGAGUACUUAUAAAAUAUUUUUAUGAAAACUUACAAGUAGGAGAACUUAUUACUGAGAUUUGGAUAUUUUCGAGAAUAAUAAAACAACAUCCUUUCUAUACAUAAUGUAAAUAAAUAUUCCUUGUGCAUGUUUAAGUGCAUUAAGAAGUUUUGUAUAAGAUAAUAAUUUGUAAUAUAAUUUUAAUAUGUAAGUAUAAUAAAAAAAUAGUAUAAGUCUAUGUAUUAUAAGAAGAAUUGUUUACAAAACUGAUAACUGUUAUGGGUAUUUUCACUUUUAAGACGUAAUUGAUUAAUUGUGCAUUUGAAAUGUAUAUUUGUAUCACUUAUAAAAUUGAAUAAUAUGUACAUAAAUUGUUUCACAUUUUUCCAGUUGUAACUCACAAAGUUACUUAGAUUUGUUACACUUUACUGAAGUAUUAACAACUUGUCGAUAAUCCAAAGAUGUGCUUAGUCUUAGACUUUUAGACUAGAAUACAUUUGCAUUAAAAGGUGUUCGACGUUUACGACCUUCUAUAAUAUAAAAAUGAGAAUAGCAAUGACCAGGAACGAGCAAACUUUUUGUAAGUCUUGUUUAAGUAAGCUUAUAGAAAAUUGCAACAUUCAUUUUCAGACGAAGUGAUCUUAUUAUAACUACGUUCUUCAUCACUCUACAGUCGACUUUAUGUCGUUCCUUCACUGUUUAACUGAAAAUAAUUCCUAAGAAAAGAUCGGUGCUAUUCUUAUUUUAUUAUUUACAUUUUGUAUGUACUUAAAUUUCGAUAUUUUUUAAUAUUAUUAUUAUUUAUUUGUAUGUAGUUUUGUCUUUUCGGGAGAAGGACUUGCAACAAAAGUCCAUUAUGUAAGACUGAGAUUAAAAAAUACUAAUGUCCGAAACGCAAAGGAAUAUCUCAUGUUUUAGUGACUGUUAUAUUUUAGUUUUAGUCCUUGUUUUGUUAUAAAAUGACCAACAGCAUAAUCGCGGAUUUGGCCAAUUUGUGGCAACAGGCACAUUUAUUUGACGAACAUUUUAAAUUGAUCAUUAAAAAAACAAUAUUGAAAUAAAUCAUAUUUUGUUUCUUAAAAUCCAGUGUGAUCUGGCCUAAGUUUACAAAAGUCUUAGAUUAUUCGAUAUGUGAGAUGACAUUUGUAAUUUUAGAUACCUAAUUUACGUUAUAAGUUUUGUUGUGGCAAUAUGGGCAACAAUAUUGUCCAUAAGUAAAUUGUUUUUUUAAGAAUUUAUAUUUUUGUUAAAAAUCACUACACCUAUUCCAUUAGUACCUAUGUGACAAGUAUUGUGUGAUUCAAAACAACAAUA
Molecule: messenger RNA, 5331 nt
Organism: Helicoverpa armigera (cotton bollworm)
Lineage: Eukaryota; Metazoa; Arthropoda; Insecta; Lepidoptera; Noctuidae
Gene: Dhr-1
Product: pyrokinin-1 receptor
Exons: 5
Coding region: 263-1813 (516 amino acids)
Biological process (GO): neuropeptide signaling pathway
Cellular component (GO): plasma membrane
Molecular function (GO): neuromedin U receptor activity
Source: RefSeq, a predicted model, not a curated record